This is a messenger RNA of Aspergillus welwitschiae, 1854 nucleotides long. RefSeq names its product MIF domain protein. The transcript has 7 exons. The record is from RefSeq and is a predicted model, not a curated record. The coding region runs from base 1 to 1854 and encodes 617 amino acids. Lineage: Eukaryota; Fungi; Ascomycota; Eurotiomycetes; Eurotiales; Aspergillaceae. Gene Ontology annotation, biological process: peptidyl-glutamate ADP-deribosylation.
AUGGCUUCAGAACCAUCGACAGAGACACAGCGGGGAGUUUACGAUGUCCCGGAGCAGGACUACGAGCGUAGCUCGACUCCUCGGCCAGAUGCUCAAUCGAGAACCCCAACGCCUACUUCCUUUGAGGUCGCGGAUAAACCUGUUGAUUCAGGCUCACGGAAGCCGGAGCCCGUGGAGAAUAGACUUCGUCCUGCAGCAGACAUAAUCAACCGUAUUAUCUGGGACCCUGCCUUUGAUGGGACCAAUUACGUCAUUGGCGGUCAAUCUUUACCGAAAUUCAUAUACACCUACGCCGCAAUGACCGCAAGGCGCCACAGGAUUGACUUCUCCCUGCGAAGACGACGUAUCGACUUGUCGAAUACGUCGUCUGGCAGUAUCUCUCCACCAGUACCUAUUCUCCAGUCGCCCGUCACGUUCCAAGCGUUCGCAUCAGUCAGCGUCUCCGAGGCAACACUCAAGCAGAAGAACAAAUUAGAAAGGGAUCCCGUGAGGCCGUCUAUGUUCCUGGAAGAGAAGGAUGACGAUGAGGCCCCGAAUUCUGCUCUGACUGGCGGUGCACCACUGGAUGUCAAGCCAGUUCAUAUAGAGCGUAAGAGUGUGGAGGAGAAGCCGAUGACUCGAACGAAAAGCCAGUACUUCGAAGACGCCUUCAGCACUAGGGGCCCGUUGACCUCACCCAGAACUCAAAUCAGCCAGGAUUCUGUCGUGGUGGUAGAGAUCAAGAUCAACACCAAGAAAUCCGAAACCCUUAUGAUGACCACCAUCCAAGAGGAUGCAUGCAUCCAAUUCGGCAGAGUAAACCUGCCAGCCUACCUGAUGAAAGUCUUUGCACUGCCAUAUCUCAUCGCGCCAAUAACCAACCUUCGUAGCACUAUUCUGAUCCAGGCAGCUCUUCAGGAAAUUCUUCACGUGGCUCCAAACCGAGGAGUCAUCUUAUAUAUUCCAAUCCCAGAGGAAAAUUUCGCGACCAACGGGGUUACCAUGAUGGGUGAAAUUGCACGACUGGAGCGCUCUUCCCCGGAUCACGGCUCCGGUUUAUUCAAAACUGUCUCACGAACCAUGAGUCGAAGACUGAAAUCUACCAGUUCACAGAGCGCUCCGAUUUCGGUUGCAACCACCUCUUCGUGGGCCUGUGGGGGCACACAGGCGCCAUCUCCCGAGAAAGAGUCACAAGCUAGUGAUGCUACGGACGGCGAUGUCAGGUCGAAGUCAAUUGGUCCUCCUGUUGCUCUUGAUAGAAAGAAGAAUUCUUCUAUCAGAUUUAACACACACUCGAGACAUAUGGAGCCAAGCAGCACCACAGGCAAUCUCUUAGAGAUUCAAGGUAGUCUUUUCGACGCCCCGGAGGGAGCAGCACUGAUUCAUGCAUGUAACUGCCGUGGCACCUGGGGAAAGGGAAUAGCGAGGGUCUUCCGAAGCAAUUACCCUGCUGCAUAUGAAAUCUAUCGAUCCCACUGCCGACAAUUCUCUUCCAAGCCCAGGCACAAUACUAUUACGACUAGCGUUGGCGCAAGAAGAGCUCGACUGCCAGAGGGGACUGCUCUAAUUAUUCCACCGCAGGAGAAGGACUACGAGAACGACAGCAGGAAACGUCAUUGGAUCAUCUGCCUUUUCACAUCGCGAGGGCUGGGAAGGAUGGUCAGCCCUGAAAACAUAGUGCUGGAGAAUACCGAGCUUGCCAUCGCAGACAUGAAGGAACAACUUGAUCGGAUUGAAUACCAGGAGGGUAGAUUCCUUGAGCUUUGGUCGUGUCGGUUCAACUCCGGGCUAUUUGGCGUUCAGUGGGCUCGUUCAAGGGAGAUAUUGAAGAAGUCCGGACUUGAUGUUACAGUUGUGACACCGGCUGAUGAGUGA